Lactuca virosa is the source of this 345-nucleotide messenger RNA. Lineage: Eukaryota; Viridiplantae; Streptophyta; Magnoliopsida; Asterales; Asteraceae. The record is from the annotation of a GenBank genome assembly.
AUGGCAUCCAGCUUUUCACCAAAAUCUACGGUUAUUCUACUUAUCCAGCACCGCCGCUACAGAUUCUGGCGAGAGAAACUAAAAACCGACAAAGAGAACAAACAGAGGUCAGCCCUUCAUCACCAUCAGAGGACGAUGGUUGUGGUGGUGGUAAAACCCUACCAUCAACGGAAUUCUCAUCUGUAUUCAUCAGUGUCUCACCAUCAAACAAUGCUUAUUCCCCAAACCUCUGUUCGACCUCCAAAAAUUCCCCAAGCGACGACGGCUUUAAAUCCUCACCACUGCACAACCAUCACCACCGAAAUCUUCAUCAACAUCAUGGACGUCAUCCUUAUCCCAAUCUAA